CCAAACAACAAUUCGGCUAGCGGUGAGGAAAGCAAAAGUGCUACGAAUCGAGGCGCAAUGUCGGAUCCCCACGACGAACUGUGUCCACCGAAUCCGGAAGACGAUGAGCUUACGUUACCGCGCGCCAGCAUCAACAAGAUCAUCAAGGAACUGGUACCCUCGAUACGGGUUGCAAACGAAAGCAGGGAACUGAUACUGAAUUGCUGCACCGAGUUCAUACACCUGAUCAGUUCCGAGGCGAACGAUGUGUGCAACCAGCGGAAUAAGAAAACUAUCAACGCAGAACACGUUCUCGAAGCGCUCGACCGGCUCGGUUUCAAAGACUACAAGCAGGAGGCUGAAGCUGUGCUUAACGAUUGCAAACAGGUAGCGGCCAAACGACGGAGGCAGAGCACGCGACUCGAAAACCUGGGCAUCCCCGAAGAAGAGCUGUUGCGCCAGCAGCAGGAACUGUUUGCCCGUGCGCGGGAAGAACAGGCAGCCGCAGACCAGCAGCAAUGGUACACCGUGCAAACAGCGACAAUACAGAAUGCGGAACUGUUUCAGAAGCAACCGUCGCAGGACGAAGACGAUAGUGACGAAUAUUAA
Anopheles cruzii is the source of this 588-nucleotide messenger RNA. It is a transcript of the gene NC2beta, whose product is annotated as protein Dr1. Gene Ontology annotation, cellular component: negative cofactor 2 complex. The coding region runs from base 58 to 588 and encodes 176 amino acids. Lineage: Eukaryota; Metazoa; Arthropoda; Insecta; Diptera; Culicidae. Gene Ontology annotation, biological process: positive regulation of transcription by RNA polymerase II; negative regulation of transcription by RNA polymerase II; RNA polymerase II preinitiation complex assembly. The transcript has 2 exons. Gene Ontology annotation, molecular function: core promoter sequence-specific DNA binding; TBP-class protein binding; general transcription initiation factor activity. The record is from RefSeq and is a predicted model, not a curated record.